AUGUUUAUUUAUUUUUUUAGAAAAAUAAAAUGGUUAAUAUUAUCCUGUCUUGUAUUUAUUGCUUUUCCACAAUUUUUAUUGCUACUUUUGCACUUUACAAGUCCAAACGGACUUUAUUUAAUUAAAUUAAUUGUAUCUUGGCUAUUUCUGACAAAAAUGUUCUCAAAUAUUUACAUUUAUAUUUUGGCUACUCGUUAUGGAAAGGGAAUGUUUGGAUUGAUUAAAGAAUGGUGGAAAAAUAGAAAGAAAACGGCUAUUAAUCCAAACGAGUCGAUGGCAACAAUUGUAGCCUCACAAUUUAUUAAUCGCCAAGUGCAGACAAGACAGUUGCAAAUGUUGUCAACAAUUGCUAAUUAA
Messenger RNA from Meloidogyne enterolobii, 357 nucleotides. The record is from the annotation of a GenBank genome assembly. Lineage: Eukaryota; Metazoa; Nematoda; Chromadorea; Rhabditida; Meloidogynidae.